AUGUCUGUGUUUUACCCCACCUUGUGCCUCUGUGCGUAUGGCUUAUUUGCCAACAUGCGACCAUCGGAGCCUUUUCUUACCGCAUACUUGAUGGGACCAGACAAGAACCUGACCGAGGCGCAGGUUGUGAGUGAAAUCUACCCCAUCUGGACAUAUUCUUAUCUGGCGUUGCUGUUCCCCGUCUUUCUGGCCACCGACUACCUCUGUUAUAAGCCUGUGUUGGUGUUGCAGGCGGCGAGCUUUGUAGUUACUUAUGCGAUGCUGCUAAAAGCACAAGGCCUCCAGGCCAUGCAGUUGCUGGAGUUUUUCUUUGGGCUGGCCACCGCCUCGGAGGUAGCCUACUUCUCAUACAUCUACAGUGUUGUGGAGCCCACGCACUACCGCAGGGUGACCGCUUACUGCCGCAGUGUCACUCUGUUCGGCUCGGGCGCUGGCUCACUGAUCGGCCAGCUCCUUCUCACCGUGGCCCAAGUCCGGCUGGUGCACCUUGUCUGGGCUACGCUUGCGUCAGCUGUCAUAGCGUUUGUUCUCCCGUGGUUUCUGCCCAUGCCCAAGCGGAGCUUGUUUUUCCACAAGAAACCAGAGGGGACGACAGAGAGGCAGUGUGACUACAGCGGUGCCCUAAUUGAGAAAAUUGACCGCAAGGUACCUCUAGGCAAUGAGGAGGUCUCCACUGCAUCCCCAUCAUCAGCUGAGGUGCCAACCAGAAGCUGUGGCCUCUCAGGGGUCUUCAAGAUGCUUCUGGCUGACAUCCUACACUGUUACAGACGAGGUCCCCUGCUCGCAUGGUCACUCUGGUGGGCGCUGGCCACCUGCGGCUACUUUCAGGUGCUCAACUAUGCCCAAGCGUUGUGGGAGAACAUCCGCCCCUCCACUGAAUAUGACAUCUACAACGGCUAUGUGGAGACACUGUCCACACUGCUAGGGGCUGUAGCUGCCCUCCUGGUGGGCCACUUGCCUGUGCGCUGGACAUUGUGGGGAGAACUGGCCUUAUGUGCCCUGUCACUGCUCAUGGCUGCGUGCGUGCUCGUCAUGGUGACCCUUAAAAACAUUUGGCUGUGUUAUGGCACCUACAUCCUAUUCAGAGCCACCUACAUGCUGCUCAUCACUGUUGCCACAUAUCAAAUAGCUUCCAGCCUCAACAUGCAGCGUUAUGCCUUGGUAUUCGGUGUCAACACUUUCGUGGCUCUGCUGCUGCAGUCUCUGCUCACUCUGGUGGUGGUGGACUCAGCCGUCCUGGGCUUGGACAUCUUCACUCAGUUCUACGUCUACUGCGGCUACUUUGCUGUCAUCUCUGCUGUGUUCCUGUUGGCCGCGCUUUUCAAAGUGGUCACUCGGCGGCAUUCUGAACAGGAGGCUCUGUCCAGAAGCCCAGAAGACACGGAAAUGUCAUGA
Nerophis lumbriciformis (worm pipefish) is the source of this 1395-nucleotide messenger RNA. The record is from RefSeq and is a predicted model, not a curated record. NCBI's taxonomy places the organism in Eukaryota, Metazoa, Chordata, Actinopteri, Syngnathiformes, Syngnathidae.